Pocillopora verrucosa is the source of this 1097-nucleotide messenger RNA. RefSeq names its product transcription factor HES-4-B. Lineage: Eukaryota; Metazoa; Cnidaria; Anthozoa; Scleractinia; Pocilloporidae. Gene Ontology annotation, cellular component: nucleus. Gene Ontology annotation, biological process: anterior/posterior pattern specification; regulation of neurogenesis; regulation of transcription by RNA polymerase II. Gene Ontology annotation, molecular function: RNA polymerase II cis-regulatory region sequence-specific DNA binding; protein dimerization activity; DNA-binding transcription factor activity, RNA polymerase II-specific. The record is from RefSeq and is a predicted model, not a curated record.
UUGCUUGUAUUACGCCCUAGGGUCGGUUAGAAGCGUGCCGAAGUAUUUUAUACUGCCACAAGUGAGCGGAUCGCACGCGUAAACUUGACAGCACAAAUGGAUGUAGAAAUUUUAAAACCCGUUAUGAAUGCUCAACGCAGUGCUAAAAAGGAAACAAAGAAGUCUAAAAAACCACUUAUGGAAAAGAUGCGUCGAGCAAGAAUUAAUGACAGUCUGAACGAAUUGAAAACUCUUGUAUUGGAGGCGAUGAAAAAAGACGUGUCAAGGUAUUCCAAAAUGGAAAAGGCCGAUAUUCUGGAAAUGACUGUGAAAUACCUUCGCUCAUUGAACACUGAGAGGACUUUGCAUAUUAAGCAACACCAAGAAGACGCUUCUGCAAUCGCUAAGUAUCGAGCAGGGUUUAACGAGUGCGCUGCCAAAGUUUCUCAAUUCCUGAUGACAGCAGACAAUAUUACUGUCCCGGUUCGCACACAGCUUCUAUCACACUUAGCGUCAACCUGUCAGCAGCAAAAAGACCCUCAUCAUUCCCCCACCGAUAUGUCAGUCUCGCGACAACAAGCCCACGCAACGCUGUCGUCAUCUUUUCCCGCCACUAAACCAAAAGUUGGCGCGAACACGGCUUUCGCCGACGGAAGUAUGGCAACAAAAUUCCCUUCACCACCUUCGUCACCUCUUCACAACCAUUCAGAAAGGAAAUUACUGCCUUUUCCGCCAACGAUGUCGCCCUCUAUGUCACCCUUUAUGCUUAGUAAUGGUAUUCCAGCCUUGAUCUUACCAAAUGACACUGCAUUGCAACUUCUACCUUUAACCUUACCCGCAAAUGCCUCUACUGCAUUCGACACAUCUUUGUGGAGACCUUGGUGACGCUAGCUCAGCGUUACAAUCAAUUUUUUCGGUAUCAUGUACCUAUCUCAAAUUGCUUUCCGAGCGGAAAUGAAUUUCUGGAGUGUCUUUAAAAUGAGGGUCGCUUGGAUUAGUCGAGCUAUUAAAACUACUGAAUAUUUAUUAAGAAUUGUGCUAGAGGUAUAUAUAAUUUUUGCAACGAAAAGCUAUGUAUAAUUACGAAUAAAAUAUAACUUGAAUACGUGAAGACGUCA